AUGAUUUCUUCUUCUCCUCCCCAAAUAUCAAAUCUAAUUUUAGAUGAUUCAGUCACAAAUAUAGAACUCCAUACACCAUAUACUCCUUGUGUAAUAAGAUCAAGUGUUUUAUUCUUACUUCAAGCUUGUUCUGCAGGAAUCAAAAACUCCAGGAUUUUCUCUUCUUCAUCAUUCGUGAUGGUAUCUUGUGAUGGACGAGGUACUAUUUCUUCCUUGAUCUCCUCAUCAUUAGAAUCCAUGAGCAUCAGGCAGACUUUGGUUAGGGUUGGAAGUUGUUAAAAGAUUGAGGGUCACAUCCUAAUCGUCCCCUAAUGUUCCUUCCCCAAAUAAAAACAUUUCAUAUUUUAGACACAGCCAUGCUAUGGGCAGCCUGCAUGAUAUUCUGUUGAUAAAUAUCCUUAAAGAUACUUUAUUCUUUUUGGAAUGUUUUGUUUGGCUCCCUUUCCAGUGCUGAGUUGUCCU
Molecule: messenger RNA, 462 nt
Organism: Moneuplotes crassus
Lineage: Eukaryota; Ciliophora; Spirotrichea; Euplotida; Euplotidae
Source: the annotation of a GenBank genome assembly